CGUUGUUUCGCCACUCAAAGCUUUUGCAGCUGGUCACUCCAGCCUCCUGGGACUUUGACUCGCCUGACCGCGGAGCUCCUGACCGAGGGUGUCCGGGGAUGCCGCUCGGACGCUUUCUACGUGGAGCUUAAACCCGCCCCGCUGCCGCCCGGAUGGGACCGCCGGAGUGCUCUAAAGUCUGCAGUGAAUAUUGAAUCCUGAGGAAUUUGGGUAAAGACAUUCCAUGGAUCCCUUGGGUGCACCUUCCCAGUUUGUGGACGUGGACACACUACCAAGCUGGGGCGACUCAUGGGAAGAUGAAUUAAAUACUUCUGAUACUGCAGUUGAAACGUUUCAGGAAGACACUAUUAGAUCACCUUUUCUUUACAAUAAGGAUAUCAAUGGGAAAGUGAUUCUUUGGAAAGGAGAUGUGGCAUUACUGAACUGUACAGCCAUUGUGAAUACCAGCAAUGAAAAUCUUACAGAUAAGAACCCUGUGUCAGACAGUAUUUUUAUGCUCGCAGGACCUGAUUUGAAGGAGGACCUCCAGAAACUUAAGGGUUGCCGGACAGGUGAAGCAAAAUUGACAAAAGGAUUUAAUCUAGCUGCCCGGUUCAUCAUUCAUACAGUGGGACCUAAAUACAAGAGCCGCUAUCGCACAGCUGCUGAGAGUUCUCUGUACAGCUGCUACAGAAACGUGCUUCAGUUGGCCAAAGAGCAAUCAAUGUCUUCUGUGGGAUUCUGUGUCAUCAAUUCUGCAAAACGAGGUUACCCUUUAGAGGAUGCAACACACAUAGCCCUUCGCACUGUAAGGAGAUUCCUAGAAAUUCAUGGAGAGACCAUUGAAAAAGUAGUAUUUGCUGUUUCUGAACUAGAAGAGGCUACUUACCAAAAGCUGCUACCUCUGUACUUCCCAAGGUCACUAAAGGAGGAAUACCGAUCAUUGCCAUAUCUACCUGCAGAUAUUGGAAAUGCAGAAGGGGAGCCUGUGGUACCUGAACGACAGAUUAGAAUAUGUGAAAAACCUGGUGCCCCGGAAGACACCCAAGAAGAGGAAGCUGAAGGCUUGGGAGUUGACCUCUCUUUCAUCGGCUCUCAUGCUUUUGCUCGAAUGGAAGGAGAUAUUGACAAGCAAAGACGACUGAUCCUUCAGGGACAGUUAUCAGAGGCAGCCCUGCAGAAGCAGCAUCAAAGAAAUUACAAUCGCUGGUUAUGUCAAGCAAGAUCUGAGGAUCUAUCUGAUAUUGCUUCUCUAAAAGCCUUAUACCAAACAGGUGUUGAUAACUGUGGUCGCACAGUGAUGGUGGUAGUUGGAAGAAACAUUCCUGUCACAUUAAUAGAUAUGGACAAGGCUCUUUUAUAUUUUAUCCAUGUAAUGGAUCACAUUGCUGUGAAAGAGUAUGUAUUAGUAUAUUUUCACACACUGACCAGCGAAUACAAUCACCUGGACUCUGACUUCCUGAAGAAGCUCUACGAUGUUGUUGAUGUCAAAUACAAGAGGAAUUUGAAGGCUGUUUAUUUUGUUCAUCCAACAUUUCGUUCAAAGGUAUCAACAUGGUUUUUUACCACCUUUUCUGUCUCGGGACUGAAGGACAAAAUCCACCAUGUGGACAGCCUCCACCAGCUAUUCUCUGCCAUAUCACCAGAACAGAUUGACUUUCCUCCUUUUGUCCUUGAAUAUGAUGCCAGGGAAAAUGGGCCUUACUAUACGUCUUAUCCCCCAUCACCAGAUUUGUGACCUGCCAUCUUUUAGUGCUACUGGUUUCCAAGGACAUCACUUUCUCCACGAAUCGCUACCUAUUGAAGUGAAAUUCAUUUUUGCUGUUCAGAUCCAGAGAGCCUUUUGUCCCCCACCUCUCUGGUAUUUUUUUAUUGACUGUAUAUUUUCUGGCACAUAAGCAAUCUGACAAUGGUAGGCCGUUCUGAACUGCACACUUAUUUUAAAUUUGUAUAUUUGUAUCAAAAGAAAAUGUUCAUUUUUAGAGGGCUGUUAAUAGAAAUUGGGGAGCAACUUUUGAGUAUCUUCAGUUUCCUGAAAGGACACUGGAUUUCCCAUUAGACAAGCCACCAGUGUUGUUCACACUGUUUCUUUAACGUUGCACGCUUCCUUUGUGUACUUAAGUGUUUCUCAAAAUAUAUAGAACCAGUGUAUGCUGACCGUAUGCAUUGUUUCCUUCAGAUCCUGGCAUUACAUUUCAUACAGAUAAUUUGGUUAUGGUAGAAGAAAACUGUCUGGGAUCAAGGAUGUGGAAAUGCAUCUGAUCAAAACAUUGAAAUCAUUAGCAAAAUAUGGGUCUUAGAAUCUUACUGCACCAGUGAAGAUUAAGAUUUUGGAUUAAAUGUUUUGUUAAAAUUGUCACUGUUCCAGUCUCAGCAGUGGGGGAAAAUAAGAAAACGGUAUCUUCUGCCUUUUUCCUGUAUUCGUGGGUGAUUUGGUGUCCUUUUUAAAGGACUGCACUCAUUAGUACUUUUACGUGAAAGGCAUCUCCUGGACUCCAUUACUGAGCCUUUAGAGAGGGUGCUGUCUCCCCAGAGUUGUGAUUUUGUUGGGCUUUACAGCUGCUGCCUCUAAGGACAUGUCCUCACAGUGUCUCUAGAGUUGCCUACGUUAAAAUGGAGGAAGUGUGUUACAGUGAACAAAAUUGCAGACUGCUGUUGCCACUCAGGCUCUAUUUGUGCCUUAGCUUGCUUAUGAAUAAAAAUUAGAAUUAUGAUACGGACCUUACAGAGGUAUCAUAAGGCCAGCAUGUAGAAAGGGCUUGUGAUGUCUUCGGAUGCAAAAAUGCCAGGGGAGUUUGUGUAGGUGUCACUUCAGUUAGUUUUUAAGUGGUACUAAAUGUACUUGAGCGUACUACGAGGCAUUCCUCUUGGCCUUGGCACAUUUUGAGUGUCUAACAGCUCUUGUCCUAAGCUCUUGUCUUAGGACAAGAGCUGUUACUAAAAAAUCCCAACUCUGAGGAACUUCUUCCUACUUUGUCCAGAAUUUCUUCUUGCCUCCUCCUCCCCCAGUGCUACACUUUAACAAGAGGCAUCUGUUAGCCAUUUUAAACAUUUCUUCUUGAAUUGAGGUCAAACCAGUAUCAUUUCCAUCUGGGUGUCUUCAUAAUUCUUUUUGAUUCCUACACCCACCCACCCCCAUCUCCCUCACUCCAUCAUGUACAUUGGCAGUUCAGAGAAGAAAAAGUAGAACUGUUCUGUUCUAAUGUGUUCAGGAUCAGUGCUUCCAAAGGUCCCAUUCCUCUGUGCCCAAAUUAAUUCUUAAGUGGAUAAAAGAAACACUUCUUUUAUGACAGAGAAAUCCCCCUAUAGUUGUAUUAGCCCCGUUCUCUGUUUUCCCCUACAAACAAAAAGGGGCUUAACAUUCCUUCAAUAGGCCCUCAUAUCUUUUGCAUGGAACAGACACAUUUGCUCUGUGUCAGACAUCAAAGCCACUUGCUCCUUAUAUAUGCUUAUUGGGUGAAGGUUUCCUGUUACCUUCCCUAGGUCAUCAGAUCCAGACAGCCAGUCAGAUGUCUACUAGUAAGCUGCCUCUCAGACAAGACUACUUUCAGUCCCUUAAGCCUUGAGCUUUAAAAAUCUGAAAAAUUACCUUCAUCUUCUCCAGUCUAUUGUUAGAUCAUAUUUGAGGUAUCUUUGCACUAGGAGCAAUUAUAAAAAUAUGCCAACUUUUCCUUUUUGAAAGUGGACUUGGCUAUCUCAAAUUGGCAUUUGGCCUGAAUCAUUUCCUGUAUAGAUAAUAGAGGCUGCAAGCUACUUUGCCAUUUGAAAGGAAGAAAAUUGAUGUGUAGAAUUUCUUAUAAGCAAUAAUUUUGAAAGAAUGUCCCUUUGCUAUAUUCAUAUGAGUAUAUUAAUGUCUAGUAACACAAGCAGGAUUCUAUAUAUAGUGAGAUUCUCGUUCAGUUGCUGUCUUAGGGUAUAAAGUUAGUGUGGAACUAUAUACGUACUAACUGCAUUUUAUAAUUUAAUGGUGACUCUAGAUAAGGGUUGCACUUCUCAGUGAAACUAAAUUUGGUAUGGGACCAAAUUCAUGCUUUCUUAGCUAUCUAAAAAGUGUUAUGUAAUGAAGUUGUUUCAAUGUAUUAAAUCCUACCAAAGGAAGGUAGUGACCUUGAUAAUGAAAUGACUGUGUAACGUUCCGUAUAUAUCUGCCUUUGUCAAGAGGUUGGGUUGCCUGGAGAACACAUGCCAUUUUCAGAGACACAUUAGAGAAUAAAAGGAUGACUGGGUGGA
Neogale vison (American mink) is the source of this 4209-nucleotide messenger RNA. RefSeq names its product ganglioside induced differentiation associated protein 2 (gene GDAP2). The coding region runs from base 224 to 1717 and encodes 497 amino acids. The transcript is spliced from 14 exons. The record is from RefSeq and is a predicted model, not a curated record. NCBI's taxonomy places the organism in Eukaryota, Metazoa, Chordata, Mammalia, Carnivora, Mustelidae.